Molecule: messenger RNA, 1263 nt
Organism: Ruditapes philippinarum (Manila clam)
Lineage: Eukaryota; Metazoa; Mollusca; Bivalvia; Venerida; Veneridae
Product: ribosome-binding protein 1-like
Exons: 1
Coding region: 1-1263 (420 amino acids)
Source: RefSeq, a predicted model, not a curated record
AUGGUCUUUCUGAUCUCUUCCCCUCGUAGAGAAGGCAUACCGGUGUAUGCACGUCGUAUAGAAGACAUAGCGGUGCAUGCACGUCGUAGAGAAGGCACAGCGGUGCGCUCACGUCGUAGAGAAGGCACAGAGGUGCGUGCACGUCGAAGAGAAGGCAUAGCGGUGCAUGCACGACGUAGAGAAGGCAUAGCGGUGCAUGCACGUCGUAGAGAAGGCACAGCGGUGCGUGCUCGUCGAAGAGAAGGCACAGCGGUGCGUGCACGUCGUAGAGAAGGCACAGCGGUGCGUGCACGUCGUCGAGAAGGCACAGCGGUGCGUGCACGUCGUAGAGAAGGCACAGAGGUGCGUGUACGUCGUAGAGAAGGCACAGCCGUGCGUGUACGUCGCGGAGAAGGCACAGCGGUGCGUGUACGUCGUAGAGAAGGCACAGAGGUGCGUGCACGUGGUAGAGAAGGCAUAGCGGGGCGUGCACGGCAUAGAGAAGGUACAGCGGUGCGUGUACGUCGUAGAGAAGGCAUAGCGGUGCAUGCACGACGUAGAGAAGGCAUAGCGUUGCAUGCACGUCGUAGAGAAGGCACAGCGGUACGUGCUCGUCGUAGAGAAGGCACAGCGGUGCGUUUACGUCGUAGAGAAGGCACAGCGGUGCGUGCACGUCGUCGAGAAGGCACAGAGGUGCGUGCACGUCGUCGAGAAGGCACAGCGGUGCGUGCACGUCGUAGAGAAAGCACAGAGGUGCGUGCACGUCGUAGAGAAGGCACAGCGGUGCAUGUACGUCGCAGAGAAGGCACAGCGGUGCGUGUACGUCGUAGUGAAGGCACAGAGGUGCGUGCACGUGGCAGAGAAGGCACAGCGGUGCGUGUACGUCGUAGUGAAGGCACAGAGGUGCGUGCACGUGGUAGAGAUGGCACAGCGGUGCAUGCACGUCGUACAGAAGGUAUAGCGGUGCGUGCACGUCGUAGUGAAGGCAUAGCGGUGCGUGCACGUCGUAGAGAAGGCAGAGCGGUGCGUGCACGUCGUAUAGAAGGCACAGCGGUGCGUGUACUUCGUAGGGAAGGCACAGUGGUGCGUGCACGUCGUAAAGAAGGCACAGCGGUGCGUGCACGUCGUAGAGAAGGCACAGCGGUGCGUGCACGUCGUAGGGAAGGCACAGCGGUGCGCGCACGUCGUAGGGAAGGCACACGGCAUCGGCAGAAAAUUUGGAGCGUGGCUAAUUUAUCACCAAGGACACGUGGCCUGGUUAAGAUCCGGAGCUCUUUUUUGUAA